AUGUCGGACGUAGAGACGUUUGCUUUCCAGGCUGAGAUCAAUCAGCUUCUCAGUCUUAUCAUCAACACUUUCUACAGCAACAAGGAGAUCUUUCUCCGUGAACUCAUCAGCAAUUCUUCCGAUGCUCUAGACAAGAUCCGCUUUGAGAGUUUAACCGACAAGAGCAAGCUAGAUGGUCAACCAGAGCUCUUCAUCCAUAUUAUUCCAGACAAGGCCAAUAAUACUCUCACUAUCAUUGAUAGUGGUAUUGGUAUGACAAAGGCUGAUCUGGUGAAUAACCUGGGUACAAUUGCAAGGUCAGGAACCAAGGAGUUCAUGGAAGCUCUUGCAGCUGGUGCUGAUGUUAGCAUGAUUGGUCAAUUCGGUGUAGGUUUCUACUCUGCUUACUUGGUAGCUGAGAAGGUUGUUGUGACCACAAAGCACAAUGAUGAUGAGCAAUAUGUCUGGGAGUCUCAAGCCGGUGGCUCUUUCACUGUUACCAGGGAUACAUCUGGUGAGAACCUUGGUAGGGGUACCAAGAUGGUCCUUUAUCUCAAGGAGGAUCAGCUUGAAUACCUUGAAGAACGUAGGCUCAAGGACCUGAUUAAGAAGCACUCUGAGUUCAUUAGCUAUCCUAUUUCUCUGUGGGUUGAGAAGACCAUAGAGAAGGAAAUUUCUGAUGAUGAGGAGGAAGAGGAGAAGAAAGAUGAGGAGGGAAAGGUAGAGGAGGUCGAUGAGGAAAAGGAGAAGGAAGAGAAGAAAAAGAAGAAGGUCAAAGAAGUUUCCAAUGAGUGGUCACUGGUGAACAAGCAGAAGCCUAUUUGGAUGAGAAAGCCAGAAGAGAUCACAAAGGAAGAGUAUGCUGCUUUCUACAAGAGCUUGACUAAUGAUUGGGAAGAGCAUCUUGCUGUGAAGCACUUCUCUGUUGAGGGUCAGUUGGAGUUCAAGGCUGUCCUUUUUGUUCCAAAAAGGGCUCCUUUUGACCUCUUUGACACAAAGAAGAAGCCCAACAACAUCAAGUUGUAUGUUCGCCGUGUGUUUAUCAUGGAUAACUGUGAUGAGUUGAUUCCUGAAUAUUUGAGCUUUGUGAAGGGUAUUGUGGAUUCUGAGGACCUUCCUCUCAACAUCUCCAGAGAGACAUUGCAGCAGAACAAGAUCCUAAAGGUUAUUCGCAAGAAUUUGGUGAAGAAGUGUGUUGAGCUUUUCUUUGAAAUUGCUGAGAACAAGGAGGACUACAAUAAGUUCUAUGAGGCGUUCUCUAAAAACCUCAAGCUUGGAAUCCAUGAGGAUUCUCAGAACAGGGCAAAGUUUGCUGAACUGCUGAGGUACCACUCCACUAAGAGUGGUGAUGAGAUGACCAGCUUGAAGGACUAUGUGACCAGAAUGAAGGAGGGCCAGAAUGAUAUUUACUACAUUACUGGUGAGAGCAAGAAGGCUGUUGAGAACUCUCCCUUCCUGGAGAAACUGAAGAAGAAGGGAUAUGAGGUGCUUUACAUGGUUGAUGCCAUUGAUGAGUAUUCAAUUGGUCAGCUGAAGGAAUUUGAGGGCAAAAAGCUUGUUUCUGCUACCAAGGAAGGCCUCAAGCUUGAUGAGAGUGAAGAUGAGAAGAAAAAGCAGGAAGAAUUGAAGGAGAAGUUUGAGGGACUGUGUAAGGUGAUGAAGGAUGUGCUAGGAGACAAAGUUGAAAAGGUCAUUGUUUCUGACCGUGUUGUUGACUCUCCCUGCUGUUUGGUCACUGGUGAGUAUGGCUGGACUGCUAACAUGGAGAGAAUUAUGAAGGCACAGGCACUUAGGGACUCCAGCAUGGCUGGAUACAUGUCUAGCAAGAAGACCAUGGAGAUCAACCCAGAGAACUCCAUCAUGGAUGAGCUAAGGAAGAGGGCUGAUGCAGACAAGAAUGACAAGUCUGUGAAGGACUUGGUUCUCUUGCUUUUUGAGACUGCCCUUCUCACCUCAGGUUUCAGCCUCGAGGAGCCAAACACCUUUGGCAACAGAAUUCACAGGAUGUUGAAACUCGGUUUGAGCAUUGAUGAGGAAAGCGGAGAUGCUGAUGCUGACAUGCCAGCAUUGGAGGAUCCUGAAGCUGAUGCUGAGGGCAGCAAGAUGGAGGAGGUUGAUUAA
Messenger RNA from Solanum lycopersicum (tomato), 2100 nucleotides. RefSeq names its product heat shock cognate protein 80 (gene HSC80). NCBI's taxonomy places the organism in Eukaryota, Viridiplantae, Streptophyta, Magnoliopsida, Solanales, Solanaceae. Gene Ontology annotation, molecular function: ATP hydrolysis activity; ATP binding; ATP-dependent protein folding chaperone. The record is from RefSeq and is marked provisional. Gene Ontology annotation, biological process: protein stabilization; protein folding; cellular response to heat. Gene Ontology annotation, cellular component: protein-containing complex; perinuclear region of cytoplasm; cytosol.